This is a messenger RNA of Physcomitrium patens, 639 nucleotides long. RefSeq names its product photosystem II 5 kDa protein, chloroplastic. NCBI's taxonomy places the organism in Eukaryota, Viridiplantae, Streptophyta, Bryopsida, Funariales, Funariaceae. The record is from RefSeq and is a predicted model, not a curated record.
GCUGCACAAAUUCCCACCUUCAUCGCCCCUCGCUUUCUAUCUAUCGAUCUGCCAAUUCCUGCCGCUGCCAAGGUCAUCGCUCUUCUCGUCAAUCUUCGCAUUCUCGCAAUCUCUUCCUUGUUUGUUCUGCCCCAUCCGCUACGACCUCUGAAUCAUGGCAGGACUUGUGGCUACCUCCGCUGUUGUGGGCGCUUGCGCUUCCUUGGCUGGAGAGCGCAUCGCUACCCCCGCCCGCCCCGCCGCCGUCUCCGUCCAGAUGGCACCAGUAAGGUGCUCUGCACGCUCUGACGCGGAAAUCGUGAACAGGCGUGCCAUGCUCGCAGCCGCCGCGGCCUCCGUGUUGGCUAUUGCCACCCCCGCCAUGGCUGUGACGGAAGGAACUCCCCAGAAGGCCGGCACUGGUCUCCAGUACGACGGACCCAAGAAAGGUUCGAAGGAGGCCAAGAAAACCUACGCCAACAUUUGCGUAUCCCAGCCCACCGCCUCCAUUUGCCAUGGUUAAGUAAUCUAGCGAUGCCUUGCCACUGGAUUCUGAGAUUAAUGUAGAUUUUUCUCCCCAGCGCCUCAUGGAAACCUCUUUGUAGAUCUGAAUUGUAUCUUUAAUGCGAUCCCCAACCAUCGUGUGUUAUCCACCUGUUA